AGGCUCGCACAGUACUUCAAGUUUGUGCUUUAUGCACAGGUUUGCGCAGGUACGCAGCUGGCGUAAACAUUGUUCACUCGAGACCGGUUAUUCACGUAUAAUUCAGGCAAUCGUCGUUGUAAUUCAAAACCUUCCAAUAACUGAAUGAACAUUGAACAAUUAAGGGAUACCUCGUACUCGUGGAAGCCAUCGUUGUUACGACAUAACAUACGUAGAAGUAUCAAUUAAUACCGCAAACCUUGACGGUGAUUUCGUACUUUGUUCAUUUUUUUUCAUUAUCAUCUUUGCUUGCAUCUCCGUGACCGUUCACGAUGAACACGCCACCGACCCACGGACGUAUUCAUUUAGCUAUCGUCGCUGGUGUUUGCGCAACAAUCGGCAGCUUGUUUGGAAAACUAUGCAGUGGCGUUGAGAUCACGUCGACGGUCCUCCUCUUGCUGAAAUUCGCUCUUCUCGUGGCUAUGAUGACAAUCAACACUGCGGGCUGCACUUUGUUCGUCAAAUCUCUACAGGGUAGCGGGUCUUCGUUGCCAGCUACCGUCGCCAGUUCAGCUACGAACUAUUUCUGCUCAGCUCUGAUUGGGUUUCUCGUAUUCGGAGAGUCGACCUCUCUACUGUGGUGGAUAGGAACCACGUUGGUUCUCUGUGGAUUGCUGCUAAUCUGCUACGCACCACUGACCAAGAUCGACCGUGCUACGAAAUUGAAGCAACGAUAAUGAGUCUUCGGUGUUGUACGAUUUCAUUAACAAUCUGUACCUCCCGGAUCACGACAUGUGUAUUCGUAAAAAUAUAUUGUAACUCGUUUGUACUAAUGAACAAACACCGAUGUAUUGUUGAGCAUUUGUAUAAGAUGUUCAAUUUUACGUCUGCCGGUGUACGGACCGGUGUCAUGUGUCAACUGGCAUGAUUUAAUGGCUAUUGAUACUUGAUCUUUGACAUGAAUUCACCAUGAAAAGUAUUUUCACUCAAGAAAAAAUGAUUACUGUACAUAUUUCAUUCUAGCUUGAUUAUCUUGGGUGUUACUCACGCGCUUACAAAUAACCUCAAGUAUUUGAAUGAUGAUGUUUGAUGUGUGUAAUUUAUCACUAAAUAAAACUCCCAUCUCGUA
This is a messenger RNA of Neodiprion fabricii, 1108 nucleotides long. Its product is annotated as transmembrane protein 42-like. The coding region runs from base 312 to 716 and encodes 134 amino acids. The transcript is spliced from 3 exons. The record is from RefSeq and is a predicted model, not a curated record. Lineage: Eukaryota; Metazoa; Arthropoda; Insecta; Hymenoptera; Diprionidae.